CCGAACUAGCUCCCCAAAGGGUACUUUGACGAAGAAAAGUACAAAAAGUCUCUUUUACCCUUUUUUUUCUCUUUCUCCUUUCCUCCUUCGUGUUCUUCUCUAUCAAUGGCCACUUCUUCAAGAACAAAAUCAAGUGCACCUUCUAGUAGGUUCUGCUCGUAUUCAACGUCUAACGCACCGUUUCAUUCUUCUUCUUCAUCCUUCUUCAACAAACCUCACUCUCACGCCCCUCACCGAUCCACUUCCCCGACACGUGUCAACCUGUUCAACGCCUCGCCCCCUCCUUCUUCCGCGGUUCGGUUCUCAAUCGACCGGUCCAUAUCUCCUAGCCGUACCGUUUCGAGCCACGUCAUCGCCAGGAAGAAUCACCACAUCUCGGUCCAGAAGAAAACAUGUAUGUGUUCUCCUACGACGCAUCCAGGUUCGUUCCGGUGCAGCCUCCACAAGAGUAUCGGCGGGAACCACCACAGUUCCGGUUCGUUCCCGUCGAACCGGCUCAACAUGCGUAGGUCCGCGAUGAAGAACUCGCUGGUGAGAAUCGGAGGAGUCGAAGGCGAGUGGGUGAAACGCGCCCUCACCGCGUUGAUUCGUCCUUCUUCGCAUCAGCAGAGGAGAAGAGCGGCGUUUGAACCGAGACCGAGUCGUCUUUGUACUGUGUCCAAGGCUGAGGAAGAUCUGUGAUUUUUUUUUUUUGUUCUUACAGGUUCGUUUUUUAUCUGCCGGAAGUUUCUAUUCUCCCCCGCCGGCCACAGAAUCUGGCGAAAUGGUUUUAUCGUGAUCGAGGUGUCUCCAGCUACGUUGCCGGAAAAUUGGAAUAUUCCGGCGUAGAUCUGAGAGACUGGACUCGGAGAAUUGGUUUUUGUACAUAACAUUUGCUAUGGAAGGAGAGUUUUGGACAAUUUUACUUUUUAAUUAAAAAUCAAGUCAGAAAAAAAAACCUAAAAGGUUAAUUAAAAUGGAGAUAUAAUAUAAUCUCAGGUUUAAUUUAAUUUAAUUCGCAUAAUUUCGAUCAUCAGUAUUCAAAUUAAUGAGUGGUGACUCCGUUGAGCUUGCCGUUAAUGUCCAUUUCAGUGUGCGUUGGGGGUUCCGUCGUUCGUUUGUUCGUCACGUCGUACGGUGCGUUUCCUUGCCGCCGUUGACUCUCCGUUAUCUUUGGCCCAGUUGCUUUGCGUUUGGUGCAAGCUGUUAGGUACAAGGGCUAUCUGAGACGAAUGGAUUCCAACUUUAAAAUAAGGAAGGAGGAAUUGACAUAUGACCCCUUGUUACGGCAGAUAACCCUGGUUUUUAAAAUAAAAGGAAUUAAAAAAAAUUGAACUUGAAAAAUUGAAUGAAA
Abrus precatorius (Indian licorice) is the source of this 1333-nucleotide messenger RNA. RefSeq lists its product as uncharacterized. The coding region runs from base 106 to 681 and encodes 191 amino acids. The transcript is spliced from 2 exons. Lineage: Eukaryota; Viridiplantae; Streptophyta; Magnoliopsida; Fabales; Fabaceae. The record is from RefSeq and is a predicted model, not a curated record.